This is a messenger RNA of Caenorhabditis briggsae, 492 nucleotides long. Gene Ontology annotation, cellular component: extrinsic component of endoplasmic reticulum membrane. The record is from RefSeq and is a predicted model, not a curated record. NCBI's taxonomy places the organism in Eukaryota, Metazoa, Nematoda, Chromadorea, Rhabditida, Rhabditidae. Gene Ontology annotation, biological process: vacuolar proton-transporting V-type ATPase complex assembly. Bases 1 to 492 code for a protein of 163 amino acids. The transcript has 4 exons.
AUGAAUUUGACCGACCAGUUCGUCACUCUUCAUGAAAAACUUCAAAGCGAGCUGAAUCUGGCGAAUUUGUGUGUUUCUAAAGCGAAGACAACACAUGGAAUCAGUCUGUUCAGUGUGAAUUCGGUGGAUACUCAUGAUUUAGAGCCGUCAGUGAGAAUCGAAGUAGUUGAUGGAAAGUUUGAAGUUGUGAAGGAGCCAGAAGAGGAAGAAACGAUGAAGAAAGAAGAAAAUGAGGAGUCCUCUAAAAAAAAGAACAGCGGAGAAUCAGAAGACGUUGAAGACGAGAAGAAGUCACCGUUCGCGGGGCAGUUCCGGCCGUUCGGAGUACUUGAACCGUCAGCAGCCAAAGAUGCACGAAAAAUGUAUAAAAAUGUCAUUCAGGUAUUCAAUUUCUUUUUAAAUAUUUUCGAACGAUUUACAAUCGUUGAUUUGGUCUCCACUCAACAAUCGAUCAUCUCCAAGUCUCGUGAACUCACUGCUGCUGAUAACUGA